Messenger RNA from Mercurialis annua (annual mercury), 2166 nucleotides. Its product is annotated as probable leucine-rich repeat receptor-like protein kinase At1g68400. Bases 57 to 2012 code for a protein of 651 amino acids. NCBI's taxonomy places the organism in Eukaryota, Viridiplantae, Streptophyta, Magnoliopsida, Malpighiales, Euphorbiaceae. The transcript has 2 exons. The record is from RefSeq and is a predicted model, not a curated record. Gene Ontology annotation, biological process: protein phosphorylation. Gene Ontology annotation, molecular function: protein kinase activity; ATP binding; protein binding.
CCACACCCCGUUUUACUUCUGAUUCUGUAAACGAAAAAAAGUUGACUUUUGCUUACAUGGAACAUUCUCUCAUCUUUUCUUGCUUCUUCUACCUCUUCAUUUUUGCUUCUGCCUCUUCUUCUUCUUCAUCGAGCUCCGACCAGACUGCACUUUUAUCUUUCAAGAAUUCCUUAUCAGAAUCAUCACAAACCCUAUCUUCCUGGGUUAACUCGAGCCACCCUUGUUUAGACUCAUGGUAUGGUGUCACUUGCAAUCCGUCAACCCAACGAGUUACCAGGCUCGUUCUUGAAAAUCUUAACCUCUCCGGCUCUGUUCAUACACUGAGUGAACUCACUCAACUCAGACUUCUUAGUCUUAAGCACAACAAACUCGUCACUAAUUCUUUCACUAGCUUAAAUUUAUCUGCAUGGCCUAAUAUUAAGCAUCUUUACCUCUCUUAUAAUCGUCUCUCAGGUGGUUUUCCGUCUGGUAUUUCUUCUCUCAAGCGUCUCCACCGGAUUGACCUCUCGUAUAAUGAAUUCUCCGGUCACAUUCCGUUGAGUGAAGUUGCUUCUUUGCCACGGUUGUUGACACUUAAGCUAGAAGGUAACGCUUUUGAUGGGAGUAUUGACUCUGGUGAUUUGUCAUCGUUUUCUGUGGUGGAAUUCAAUGUAUCAGAUAAUCAUCUCACCGGAAAGAUUCCAGCUUGGCUGUCUCAUUUCCCGGCGAGCUCUUUCUCCGGCAAUGGUGAGCUCUGCGGUGAGCCGUUGCCUAGAGAAUGUUAUAAUAAAAAUAAUCAGAGUGUGCAUAUGCCAGUAAAAUCAAGAGUGGAGAAAAAAGUGAGCAGUUGGGUGGUGGUGAUGAUCGUUGGCAUAGACACGGCGGCGAUUGUGGCGGCGAUUUUGACCAUCACGUGCUGUUGUUAUUACAGGAAAAGAAAAAACAGCAGUGGGGCCCGUGGGGAUGUUACUAAAAGAAAAGGUGGGUCCCACCAUCCCAAAAUCGGAGGAUACUAUUACGGCGGCGGUGAGGCGGUUGGCAGUGAGGAAAUGGUGGUGUUUGAAGGGUGUAAGGGUUUCAGUGACGUGGAAGAUUUAUUGAAGUCAUCAGCUGAAUUGUUGGGGAAAGGUUCUGUGGGGACCACUUAUAAGGUGGAGAUUGACGGCGGCGACAUGGUUGUGGUGAAGAGGGUGAGAGAGAGGAGGAGGCGGAGGGCGGAGGUUGGUGGGUGGCUGAGAAUGAUCGGUGGGUUGAGGCAUUCUAAUAUUGUGAGCCUUAGAGCUUACUAUAAUUCUAAGGAUGAGUUGCUAAUGGUGUGUGAUUUUCUAGCAAAUGGAAGCUUACAUUCUCUCUUACAUGGCAAUAGAGGACCAGGGAGAACACCAUUAGAUUGGAGCACAAGGCUAAAAUUAGCUUCAGGAUCAGCAAAAGGACUUGCAUUUUUCCAUGGCUACAAUAAAGCUAAGCUCUUUCAUGGAAACUUAACAUCUUCAAACAUUUUAGUCGAUAAUUGCGGAAACGGAUGCAUUUCCGACAUUGGCAUACACCAAAUCUUGCAUUCGCCGCCUCUCUCGAACAUUGCCUACAAAGCCCCCGAGCUAAUCUUGAACCACAACAAUAUCAUCACGUACGGAAGAUUCACUCAACAAUGCGACGUGUAUAGUUUUGGAGUGAUUUUGCUCGAGAUUUUGACAGGGAAAACGCCGAGUGGGGAAGGAGAAACUAGUUUAACGAAAUGGGUUCAGAAAGUUCCCCGCGACGAGUGGACGUGGGAAGUGUUUGAUUUCGAGUUGUUGAGGAGUAAGGAGACGGAGGACGAGAUGGUCGGUCUUAUGCAAGUGGCUUUGCUUUGCUUAGCUGAAUUGCCGAGAGACCGUCCGAAGAUGAGUAUGGUUCAUAGAAUGAUUGAAGAUAUUAGGAAUAAGGGUAGUGCAAGAGAAGCUCAUUCUUCAGGCUCUAUUCUUAAUGAUCUUUCUUCUGAUUCAUCUCCUUCUUUAUCAGAAAAUGCUAUUGAUUUCAGUAGUAGCAGUUGAUCAAUGGAUGACCUUCGGAUUCUUUGGUCUAUGUUAAUUUUUUUAUUACUACUAUUCUAUGUUAACAUAAUUAAAUUUCGAGAAGAAGAGUAAAUUCAAUCUAUAAACCUGUAUCGCAUAAUUAAAUAUAUUAAAUUUAAUCAAUUAAAGUCAA